AUGCUUAAGCUCAUCGCGUUUCUUACCCUAUUCGUCUUUACAGAGUUGGCUCUCUGUCGCGCAGCUUAUAUCCGUCUUUCGAAUCUUACUCAUGCACUCGAUGCCCGGGUUCCUCCCAAGGCAGUAUCCCUGGCGAAUCUUCUAGCUCGUGAGGGUGAGAGCCACCCUUCCCCCACCCCCCUUCUCGCAUACUCACUUGAAAAGUCUAUACUAACUGCUCAAAAAGAAACAACCACCGUUAUCGUCCCCGUUAGCUGCGAAAAGACCACCUACGUUACCUACUUGGCUUCAUCCACCCAAUUACCAGGUGGGAGAUGGCAAACCGGCGCUGGGGACACUACCACGGGGGCUCCGAGUCCUAGUAUUCCAACAGCCAAGCCAACAACUCCUGAGACUUCACCAAGCUUUAUCAGCCAGACAUCAACAACGGUAUAUGAUUACUCUGCGGCUUCUACUCCGAGCACUGGUUUUCUAAACUCUGCUGCUUCCACGCCAAGCAGUAGAGGAAGAGGAGGAGGAGUAGGAGCUUCUAAGCCGAGUCUUACGCCGACACCAACCCCAUCUACACUCAUCCCAGUAUCGGAUGCUGUGGCUGGAAUGGCAUAUUCUGGUCUUGCAAUUGGUGUCUGGGUAUUGGCUUUCAGUUUUCUCAUCGACAUCUAG
Molecule: messenger RNA, 663 nt
Organism: Talaromyces rugulosus
Lineage: Eukaryota; Fungi; Ascomycota; Eurotiomycetes; Eurotiales; Trichocomaceae
Exons: 3
Coding region: 1-663 (220 amino acids)
Source: RefSeq, a predicted model, not a curated record